CUUACUUUUUAUUAUUUUUAAAAACAAUUUUUAAAUUUUCUUUCCAAUAAAAAUUUAAACUUAUAACUCAUAAAUAGUACUAAAAAAGUAAAAACUCAAAAAAACUCCACCAAACAAGCCUUUAGUUUGAAUUUUGUUUUGAUCCAGUCGUCUAUUCUUCCAACUGAUUAUUUUCUACAAAGAAUUUUGUAUCUUGAUCAGGUGUGGGGCAGGUUUUGCAAUUGAGAUUGUAUCUGAACAAUUUGAAGGGAAAAGGCUGCUGGAGAGGCAUCGCAUGGUGAAUGGUGCUCCUGAAGAAGGGAUGAAGCAAAUCCAUGCUCUCUCCAUAAAGAAAGCUCUUACCUCUGAGCAGUGGGAACAACAGCAAGAGUCAGAAAAAUCUAAAUCAGAUGCUUAAACAGUCAAAACACUUGAACUUGUGUUAAUGUUUAGAUUUUGAACUUUGAGUAUGGGAAGAAUUACCCUUCUUGGAACUAUAUUAUAGUGCAUGCCAUGUGGAUUGUAUAAGAUGGCUUUAAUAUUGCCAACAAUAUGUUGCUAUAGUCCGCAGCCCAACAAUUUUAAAAUUAUAUACUAGCCAUGAGAACUGAACUCAAAUUAAUUGAAAUCGAAAUA
Rubroshorea leprosula is the source of this 615-nucleotide messenger RNA. The record is from the annotation of a GenBank genome assembly. NCBI's taxonomy places the organism in Eukaryota, Viridiplantae, Streptophyta, Magnoliopsida, Malvales, Dipterocarpaceae.